CUUUUUAAUUACAAAGCAAAGAUAUGCAUUAGCUAGUUAUAGUAAUAAUAAUGGGAAGGGAAAGCGUCGGAGGCACGCAGUCUCCGAUUCCGGCAUCUUGGUUCUCUCAGUGCUGGUCCUCAGCUCGCAGAACCAAACCCUUAAAUUCUCCUUUCGACACUUUCACUUCCCGUAACUCCUCCGAUGCUUCCGCCGCUCUCUCUCGCCGUCUCGGCCUCUUCGAUCUCCUCCUCCUCGGCGUCGGCGCUUCCAUCGGCGCCGGUAUCUUCGUCGUCACCGGUACCGUCGCUCGCGACGCUGGUCCUGGAGUUACAAUUAGUUUCAUACUAGCAGGAGUAUCAUGUAUAUUAAAUGCGCUUUGUUAUGCUGAGUUGGCGUCGCGGUUUCCGGCUGUUGUUGGAGGAGCUUACUUGUAUACUUAUUCAGCUUUUAAUGAAAUUACUGCUUUUCUUGUAUUCGGGCAACUUAUGCUCGAUUAUCAUAUCGGAGCUGCUAGUAUUGCUCGGAGUUUAGCCAGUUAUGUCGUUACUGUUUUGGAGCUCUUUCCUGUUUUUAAAGAUCAUGUUCCUGAUUGGAUUGGACAUGGUGGUCAAGAAUUCUUCGGUGGAGCGCUUUCUAUCAAUAUUUUAGCACCAAUUCUACUUGCGCUUUUAACUGUGAUUUUGUGCUGGGGUGUUGGUGAAUCUUCCAUUUUGAACUCUUUCAUGACUGUUACAAAGGUUGUCAUUGUUAUUGUUAUCAUCUUUGUUGGUUCUUUUGAGGUUGAUGUUUCAAAUUGGUCCCCUUUUGCGCCAAAUGGUGUUAAAGCAAUAUUGACUGGAGCAACUGUUGUGUUUUUUGCAUAUGUUGGUUUUGAUGCAGUUGCAAAUUCAGCUGAAGAAGCUAAGAGACCUCAGCGGGAUUUGCCAUUAGCCAUCAUUGGAAGCCUUAUUAUAUGCAUAGUGUUGUAUAUCGGGGUUUGUUUAGUGCUCACCGGGAUGAUACCUUACAAGCUCCUUGGAGAAGAUGCCCCUUUGGCUGAUGCUUUUACAUCAAAGGGCUUGAAGUAUGUUUCUAUUUUAAUCAGCAUAGGUGCUGUCGCAGGACUUACAACCACUCUUUUGGUGGGGCUUUAUGUUCAGUCUCGCUUAUACCUGGGCCUCGGAAGGGAUGGCUUACUGCCUUCUAUAUUUGCUAAAGUGCACCCAACACGCCACACUCCUAUUCAUUCUCAAGUUUGGGUUGGUAUCGUUGCUGCCAUUUUGGGGGGAUUAUUUAAUGUCCAUAUGCUCUCACACAUUCUUUCAGUCGGCUCUUUGACUGGCUACUCUGUUGUUUCAGCUUGUGUUGUGACACUUCGCUGGAAGGAUAAGACUUCUAGUCGUGUUUCUUCAAGAUGGACUUCAAUCUGGCAGGAAGGAGUCAUUUGUCUCGUCAUAGUUGCUUACUGUGGCUUCUGCUCUGGGCUGCUGUAUCGUUAUGGAGCUUCAGUUAUUUUUCUGGUUAUAACAGUUGUUAUUGCAGUACUUGCUGCUGUGGCUCUUAACUUCCGCCAUAGCUAUGCGGUUGCUCCUGGGUUUUCUUGUCCUUGGGUUCCAACUGUGCCAAUUGUUAGCAUCUUUUUCAACAUCUUCUUGUUUGCUCAGCUGCACUAUGAAGCAUGGGUGAGAUUUGUUGUUCUUAGCAUUAUCAUGUUUGGAAUUUAUGCAUUUUACGGGCAACACCAUGCCAAAGCUAGUUCAGACGAGACAAUUGUUUAUCAUAGAGCUCCUGGGGGAUCAAACUGAUUAAAUGCUGGUUAGACAAUAAUAAUGUGAGCUUGUUGGCAUUUGUAGUUAUUGUUGUAUGGUUUACAUUACCGGCAGCCCUGUACAAGGCCAUUUGUAUUAAAAAAUAUAUUUGUACAAAUCCUCAUUUAGAAAUAAAAAAUUUAAGGUAAAAGGUAGAUGCAAA
Messenger RNA from Mercurialis annua (annual mercury), 1932 nucleotides. Its product is annotated as cationic amino acid transporter 9, chloroplastic. The coding region runs from base 51 to 1766 and encodes 571 amino acids. The record is from RefSeq and is a predicted model, not a curated record. Gene Ontology annotation, cellular component: membrane. Gene Ontology annotation, molecular function: amino acid transmembrane transporter activity. Lineage: Eukaryota; Viridiplantae; Streptophyta; Magnoliopsida; Malpighiales; Euphorbiaceae. Gene Ontology annotation, biological process: amino acid transport; transmembrane transport. The transcript has 8 exons.